This is a messenger RNA of Ziziphus jujuba (common jujube), 4191 nucleotides long. Its product is annotated as pentatricopeptide repeat-containing protein At5g14770, mitochondrial. The record is from RefSeq and is a predicted model, not a curated record. The transcript is spliced from 4 exons. NCBI's taxonomy places the organism in Eukaryota, Viridiplantae, Streptophyta, Magnoliopsida, Rosales, Rhamnaceae. Bases 404 to 3481 code for a protein of 1025 amino acids. Gene Ontology annotation, molecular function: protein binding.
UUCGAGUGCAAUUUUUUUAUUUAUUUUUUGACCAUAAAGCCAGCAGCCCAAAUCCAAAGGGGAAAAAGCUAUUAAGCCCAAUAGAAGGAAACCAUGCUUGGGCCAAUAUUGAAAGGCCUUGAGCUUUCUGUGUCACCGUCAAUUCGUACCCAACUCCCGGCGGCGGCCAUGGCCACCAAUUUCUUCCAUUAACAGCCCAAGCCGCUUCUCAGUCCUGGAUAAGCCUCCGUCGGCGUUGCUGGUCUCUUUCCAAUCCACCACCAUUGCUGUUCUCUGUAUCCCAUUUUCAGUAGUCCCGGUGAAGCUUUCUCUUUUCUCUGGAUUUUGUUUUCUGUAUAGAAGCUGGACUGGUAGUGGUGGUUGUUGCCUAUGAAAGACCAAUAGAAUUCUGAUCAAGAAAAAGAUGCUGUGUUCUAAUAAACAAGCAACGGCCGCCCUUCGUUGCUGCUCUUCUCUGAUUCAAUCCUUAACUGUCCCAUCUUCCAAACACUACUGCUCCAAUCACCAUCAUACAAACCCACAGCCCCCUCAAAGCCCACCACCCUUUUCUCUUACCCAUAUGCAAAUGCGAACAUCGGAGACUCACCUGUAUGCAUCAUUCUUUUGCACCCUUAUACAACUUUACUUAGCAUGUGGAAGAUUUUCCAACGCAUCAGAUGCCUACUCUUCUAUGCGAAAAUAUGGGCUUGUUCCCUCCAUGCAUUUGUGGAACCAACUCCUUUACGAAUUUAAUGCAUCUGGUUUGGUCUCACAGGUAUGGUUUCUUUAUUCUGAAAUGGUCUCUUGUGGGGUUGCACCCAAUAUUUUCACUCGCAACAUAUUGGUUCAUUCUUUAUUGAAAAUGGGAAAGCUGGGUAUGGCAUUGGAUAUGCUAAGAAAUUCUGAAAGUGAUACUGUUACAUAUAACACUGUCAUUUGGGGCUUUUGCAAACGAGGAUUGGCUUAUCAGGCUAUUGGGUUAUUGUCUCAAAUGCUGAAAAUGGGUAUAAAUAUUGACUCUUAUACUUGCAAUAUAUUAGUUAAGGGGUUUUGCCAAAUUGGGUUUGUAGAUUAUGCAGAACAAGUUUUGUAUUAUUUGGUUAGGGGUGGAAUUACGAAGGAUAAAAUAGGUCUAAAUACCUUGAUCAGUGGAUAUUCCAAAACUGGAGAGAUGAGUCGUGCACUCAACUUGAUGGAGGAUAUGGAUAGAGAGGGUUAUUUUCCUGAUAUAGUUAGUUAUAAUACUCUAAUUCAUGGGUUUUGCAAGAUGGGUGAUCUUGAAAAGGCCAGGAGGCUUUUUGAUGAGAUUUUAGGCUCCCAGAGGGAUGAAGGUUGUGGCUGCUUGGUUGAUAAGGUUCGGAGUCAGGAUGAGGACAUAGCUUUAAAACCAAACCUGGCUACAUACUCCAUACUCAUUAAUGCAUACUUCAAACAAGGAAAACUUGAGGAGGCUUGUUCACUGUAUGAAAAAAUGGUCAUGAGCGGACUUUUUCCUGAUGUAGUUACUUAUAGUUACAUUUUGUACAGCCUUUGCAAGGAUAGGAAGUUUCCUGAAGCCAAAAAAGUAAUUAGGGAAAUGGAAGAAAUGGGUGUACAUCCUAAUCAUGUCUCUUACACUAUCCUUGUUGAUUCCUUGUUUAAGGCAAGGUCUGCCUUGGAGGCUUUUACGUUUCAAGGAAAAAUGGUGGUACGUGGCAUUAUUUUUGAUGUGGUGGCAUUUACUGUUUUGAUAGAUGGACUCUUUAGGAUUGGAAAAGCUAAUGAAGCUGAGAACAUGUUUCAGACAUUUUUGAAGCUUAAUAUGAUUCCAAACUGUAUCACAUACUCUGCCUUGGUAAAUGGAAAUUGCAAAUUAGGAGACAUGAAUCGUGCAGUUUCUAUAUUGCAAGAAAUGGAGGAGAAACACAUUGAUCCAAAUGUCAUUACUUACUCCUCAGUCAUAAAUGGUUAUAUGAAGAAAGGUAUGCUUCAUGAAGCUAUAAAUGCAGUGAGCAAGAUGAGGCAGCGAAAUAUCUUCCCCAAUGCUUUUGUUUAUGCAACUCUAAUUGAUGGCUAUUUCAAGGCAGGUAAACAAGAAAUGGCUAUCGAUCUUUAUAAGGAAAUGAAACUGACAGGAUUGGAGGAAAACAAUUUUAUACUUGAUGCUUUUGUCAACAACUUGAAAAGAUGCAGAAGGAUGAAUGAAGCUAAGGAAUUGGUCAGAAGUAUGACUUCCAGGGGCUUGCAGCUUGACCAUGUUAACUACACAUCCCUAAUAGAUGGCUUCUUUAAAAUGGGAAAUGAUUCAACUGCUAUUAACUUGCUCCAAGAAAUGAAAGACGAAAAUAUAACAUUUGAUGUUGUUACAUUCAAUGUCUUUAUAAAUGGUCUGUUGAGGUCUGGAAAGAAUGAAACACAAUUCAUCUACAGUGGGAUAAGGGAGUUAAUGCGGGAGUGGGGUUUGACUCCUGAUGCUGCUACAUACAACACCAUGAUUAAUGCAUGCUGUAGACAAGGGAGCUUAAAAGAUGCUGUUUCGCUCUGGAAUGAGAUGAAAUCCCAAGGAUUUAAGCCGAAUACAACAACUUUUAACAAUCUGAUAAAAGGUCUUUGUGAAGCUGAUGCAAGUGAUAAAGCAGUGGAUGUGGUGGAACACAUGGUGCUCAUCGGGACUCUUCCUACCUCUACUACUCAUAAAACUCUUCUUGAUGCAUCUUCAAAGAGUAGAAGGGCUGAUGUAAUUUUGCAAAUGCAUGAGAAACUUGUAGGUUUUGGGCUUAGACUUGAUGAGGUUGUUUACAGGAAUCUCAUAACUAUCUUAUGCAGGCUGGGGAUGACAAAAAAAGCCUCUUCAGUGUUGAAAGAAAUGAUAGGUGCAGGAUUUUUAGUGGAUACUUCCACUUACAAUGCCUUUAUACGCGCAUAUUGUAAAAGCAGCCAUCUAGCAAGGGCUUGUGCUACAUACGCACAGAUGUUGGCUGAGGGAAUUCCUCCAAACAUUGAAACCUACAAUCUUCUCUUACGGGGGUUUUCAGGUGCUGCUUUGACGAGAGAGGCAGAUGAAUUAUUUCGUGAAAUGAAAGAAAGAGGAUAUGACCCUAAUAAUUCUACUUAUGAUACUUUGCUUUUUGGUCAUGGUAAGAUUGGAAAUAAAAAGGAGUCCAUGAAACUUUAUUGUGAAAUGGUAAAUAAAGGUUUUGCUCCCAAAACAAGCACCUACAAUGUGCUUAUCAAUGAUUUUGCUAAGGUGGGAAAGAUGGGCCACGCUAGAGAGCUAAUGAAUGAAAUGCAAUUAAGAGGAAAAGAUCCCAACGCUUUAACUUAUGACAUACUUAUCUAUGGCUGGUGGAAACUAUCAAAGCAGCCACAGCUGGACAGGAUGCUGAAAAGGUCGUAUCAAGCUGAGGCAAAAAGAUUAUAUGAAGAGAUGAAGGAAAAACAGUAUGCUCCAUGCAAAAGGACCCAGUUAUGCAUCAGUGCUGUCUUAGGCCAGGAAAGAAAGCUGAUGCUUAGAGGCUCUUGAAGAAACUAUACAAGACAAAGAAUGUGUGAUAGAUGGAUUGAAGCAGAAAACAGCAAAUACUCAUCAUGAUAUGACCUGCAACUCAAACUCGAUCAAUGGUCAAAUUAUGGAAUACUGCAGGCAGCUUAUUCUUUAAUUGGAGUCCAAGUCCUCGAAGAACCUUAUAUGUGGUAUUCGAGGAAGGCAUCAAAUUUGUUGGAGCAAAAUCUGGAUGGACAGCCACACUUCGCAUCAUGUGGAUUUAAGUCUCACAAAUGGUAACCUUUUUCUUAAGCCCAUUUUGCAGAAUUUUGGCAUGUCAAACAGGAUAAUAACAUGAAUGCAACUGAAACAUGAUCAGUUCCUCCUGUACAGUGAAUAAAUUUCCUGAAUCCUGACAACAUCGAAAACUUUCAUUGGUGACUUCGUGUGCAAAUGCUAUUUUUGAACCUGAUGUCACUAUUCCAACAGAAAAUUCAUAAAACCUUGUUCAUCUAUGAAUGGGAUACAUGUUUUAUGUGUUGAUGGACGUCAACCGUGCCUGACGAUGUCAACGUUGGUUCUUUUUGGGAUUCUCUGUGUUAUGGAUUUGGAAAAUAUUUUUAUUUCUACGCUGGUUCAACAGAAUCAUCAAUGAAUUCUUCUUGGCAGCAAUAUCCAGUUUGGUUUCAUGGAUCUAUCCCCCAGCAGCAGUGCCCCAGCUGCAGUUUUGUGUCUUUAGGCGAGAAAGA